AUGUUGUUGAAUGAUGACCUUCUGGUACACCACGGCUAUCUGAGGCGCAGGAGGUACGUCGACAAGAUCAUUGAACCACUGCCCGUCAUCAACUGGAUUCAGAGUUUCGUGGUUCUUCACAAUGGAAGUUUGUACAUUUACGCUAACGAGCUUUCCAAUAAACCCGAAAAAGCCACCUCUCUCUUCGGUUUUACGAAAUGUUGUCGAUGUUCUGACGAAGUUUCCAGCAAGAUAGCCUGGCCAUUCAAAGUGGUCAACAUGUUGGUCGAGAAAGAUAAGACAUUCUAUUUCUCAGCUGCGUCUGAGAAAGAUAUGAAUACUUGGAUUUCUGUGAUACAAGGGCAAUUGUUGAAAAUAAACAACCGAAGAUUAGUUGAAGAUGAUCCACCACACUCAGCCUUACCAUCCACCUCAUCGACAGCAAUCUCGAAACUUUUGACACGUAGUAACAGCAACGACAACAACAACAACAACGUCAACAAAAGCAACGGAAAUGUUGAUAAAAGUAAAAACAACAAAACCGUUAAUAACGCAAAAUUUUUCCUGCCUCCCAGUAACAAAGCUAAUGUGAAUAACGAUGAUAGCAACAAAAACAAAGGCAAUAAAAAGAACAUUAACAUUAAAAAUAAUAACCAAAAUAUGAUUUAUUACGGAGUAAAUGAAGCUGCUGCAACAGAGGAGGCAGUAGAAGAAGACGACGACGACUACGAUGAUCAAUUAAAUUAUGACAUGGUGUCUGAGCAGAGAUUUGAUAAGAAAAAAGUUGCCAACCAACCGGUGCCUUUGAAAAGAUUAAACGUGCGUUUUUUUAAUUGGAUGUUAUUUGGCCUGCUUGCAAAAGUUAUCCAUUUUCUGUGUGUCAUGUUUUUUGACUCCAUAUCAAAUAUACUUAUAAUUAGGGAAUCACUAUGGCGUAGCCAACUAAGGGAGAUUAACAAAAAAGAGCAAGUAACAACUCCCCCUGAAGAUUCCAACGUAUACAAACCAGGAGAGCUGUACAAACCAGUCGAAGAAAUAAUAGCAUCUCCAUCCCCAUCUUCAUCUCCUAAAACGCCGAGACAGACACCUACACUUUCGCAACCACCAAACAGACCAUUACCUCAGCAACCAACUGCAUCAUCAGCACCUCAAAAAAUGUUCUUCCUGCACCGACUACCAGCCCUGAUGUUAAUAUUUAACUUCAACAUUAUUCCAAAGCCGGAUGAACUUUAUUUUUGGAACGGUUCUCCAUCUGAUGGUGAAAAAUUCAUGAAAAAAGUAACAGAUAUGGGUGUCUUCAUGAUUCGAGAGGCUUCAAAGGACAGUGAUGGACUGACGUUGCUAGUAAGGAUGCCAAGUUCAGUGGCCAAGUACAAGAUAUUCAACAAGGACGGCAGGUUAUGCUUCGGCAAAUCCGGGCCGUACUUUGACAAUCUGAACCAACUAAUUGAACACCACAAACAAAACAACCUGCCAAACGGAGGUGACAAACUCACCAAACCUUACAGGAGCCAUUACAACUGA
Helobdella robusta is the source of this 1503-nucleotide messenger RNA. RefSeq lists its product as hypothetical. The record is from RefSeq and is a predicted model, not a curated record. Gene Ontology annotation, biological process: signal transduction. The coding region runs from base 1 to 1503 and encodes 500 amino acids. Gene Ontology annotation, molecular function: SH3 domain binding. The transcript has 13 exons. Lineage: Eukaryota; Metazoa; Annelida; Clitellata; Rhynchobdellida; Glossiphoniidae.